This is a messenger RNA of Huiozyma naganishii CBS 8797, 2268 nucleotides long. RefSeq names its product hydrolase (gene EGH1). Lineage: Eukaryota; Fungi; Ascomycota; Saccharomycetes; Saccharomycetales; Saccharomycetaceae. The transcript has a single exon. Bases 1 to 2268 code for a protein of 755 amino acids. The record is from RefSeq and is a predicted model, not a curated record. Gene Ontology annotation, molecular function: steryl-beta-glucosidase activity. Gene Ontology annotation, biological process: ergosteryl 3-beta-D-glucoside catabolic process.
AUGAUGGACAGAAUCAGUAUAUCGAAGAGAGGUGAAUUCUGCGAUGCGAAGGGUCGAGUGUUUGCAUUGAGAGGUGUGAAUCUGGACCCGAGCGUGAAGUUCCCUGCGAGCCCAUAUUUGACCACACACGCUCCAAUUGGUCGCACUGAGGACUCCCCAUUUUAUACAGAGGCGGACAAAGUGAGCUUUAUUGGGCAUCCAUUGCCCCUGGACGAAGUAGAGGUCCACGUCAACCGGAUCAAGUCCCUCGGGUUCAAUGCUGUGCGAGUGCUCUUUACGUGGGAGGCGCUUGAACAUGAGGGUCCCGGUGUCUACGACUACGAGUACAUGGACUACAUGGUCGCGCUGCUGAAGAAAAUCCACGCCGUGGGCGGAGUGUACGUGUACUUGGACCCGCACCAAGACGUGUGGUCGAGGUUUUGUGGCGGGUCAGGGGCUCCAUUAUGGACUUUACUGUGCUGUGGGUUUGAUCCUACAAAGUUUAAGGCCACUGAGGCGGCACUCCUGCACAAUGACUACAUCGAUCCAAAGAGUGGCAAGGAAAACGGUCCCUACAUGAAAAUGCUGUGGGCUACAAACUACUUCCGGCUAGCCUCUCAGACAAUGUUUACGCUGUUCUUUGCCGGUGAACUGUUUGCCCCAAAAUGUGUCGUCAAUGGGGUCAACAUUCAAGAGUACCUCCAGGGUAAGUUUUGCGAUGCUGUGAUGACACUGUACGCUCGGGUCCGCGAGAGGGCACCCGAAUUGUUCACCGAGAACUGUGUCAUCGGACUAGAGAGCAUCAAUGAGCCGAACUUUGGGUACAUUGGACAGACCUCCCUGGGGUCCAUACCGAAGGAACGGAAGUUGAAACUUGGGUCCACGCCAACGCCCUUUGCGAGUUUCAAACUAGGCGAGGGUAUCGGCACCACGGUACAGUGUUUCGAGUUGUCGACGUUUGGACCCAGCAAGACUCAGUCGCAGGAGAUUAAACCUAGUGGCGUUAGUUGCUGGCUUACCGCUGAGGAGAGGGAUAUAGUGGACAAGAAGUACGGCUGGGAACAUGGAGAUGAGUGGACCGCUGGCCAAUGUAUAUGGAGACUCCACGGGGUGUGGUCCCGGAAGGGUCCGCAGGGUUCAUGUACUCUGCUGAAACCAAACUACUUUAGCGAGUUACCGGGCAACGGCAGCCACGGCACAGCGAAAGUGGACAAAGGGUACUUUAUCAACCGGAUCUUCAUGGAUCAUUACAAACGGUUCCACUCUGCCUUCCGUGCUGUAGACAAGGACUCUCUGAUCUUCUUGCAGCCGCCUGUGUUGGAAGAACCACCCCUCGCAAAGGGUUCCUCUGUGAUCGACGACCGAACCGUGUACGCACUGCACUUCUACGACGGGUUCUCGCUGAUGUUCAAGACAUGGAAUCAGCUGUACAACGUGGACACCGUGGGGAUCGUCCGUGGGAAGUACUCGCUACCUGUAACAAGCCUUGUCUUUGGCGAGGAGAACAUUCGGAAGUCCAUCCGAAACCAAUUGCAGACCAUGCGGGACGAAGUGGCCGCGAACGUCGGUGCGAACGUUGGUGUGCUGUUCAGCGAGAUUGGGAUGCCCUUUGACAUGAACGCGAAGAAGUCGUACCGUGCUGGCGGGAACUACUCAGCACAGACGAGGGCGCUGGACGCGAUCAUGUACGCUCUUGAAGGCACCAACUUGUCCUUCAGUCUGUGGUGCUACUGCCACCGUAACAACCACGAAUGGGGGGACGAGUGGAAUAACGAGGACUUCUCGAUCUGGUCCCCGGAUGACGUGUCCCGAGAGGACACUGGCCCCAAGGUGGAGUAUCGCGGCGAGAGCAAGUUCAUUCGUGUUAUCGAGGAUGCGGAACCAGAUGUCGAGUCGGACGCACCACUGCUGAGGUCAUACUGCCCCGUCACCGCCUUGGACCACGCGGGGAUCAGGGCUGUUGGGGCGCUGCUGAGACCGUUCCCUCUGCGGGUGCAAGGUUCCCUUGAGUACGCGGAGUUUAAAUGGGUUGGCAGUUUGCCGCAGUAUGGGUUGCGUGUGCAUGGGGCCGGUGGCCGGGACAACCACACCAGUUACAUAUUCCUGCCGCAGUACCACUUCCCAUUGGGUGGAGUGAGCAUCCGUGCUUCGUCUGGUAGGUUCGAAUACUAUCGUGAGCGGCAGGUCUUGAAGUGGUGCGACCACGGGUCUGGGUCGCAGUACCUCGAGGUGGUGUGUCGAACUGGCGGCAGCGAUGCGCGUGAUGCGGCUGGUUGUCAGGUUAUGUAA